This is a messenger RNA of Eimeria necatrix, 1353 nucleotides long. RefSeq lists its product as hypothetical. The transcript has a single exon. The coding region runs from base 1 to 1353 and encodes 450 amino acids. The record is from RefSeq and is a predicted model, not a curated record. NCBI's taxonomy places the organism in Eukaryota, Apicomplexa, Conoidasida, Eucoccidiorida, Eimeriidae.
AUGAGGGCCUACCUCUUUGUUUGCGCUGCAGCCCCGGGCCUCUGGGGCCCCGCUGCUGCCUACCAUAGGCAGGGGCCCCCAGGUGACCUUUUGGCUUAUAGCUAUGGGGGCCCCCCGCAGCAGCGGCUGCGGGCGGGGGCCCCCCGGGGGCCCCUGGGGGCCCCCCGGGGGCCCCUAGAGGCGGCCCUGAAGAGCUUCUUGCAGCAGCAGACUGACGGGGAGGAGGAGGCUGAGGGGCCCGAAUCGCCAGCAGCAGGCGAGGCAGAACAAAGCAGCAGCAGCAGCAGCAGCAGCAGCAGCAGCACGGAAGCAGCAGAGGGAGAGGCCCAGGAGGAAAGCUCAGGGGAAACAGAAGGAGCCAGCGGCGAGACUGAGGCGGGCAGCAGCAGCGGCGAAGCAGCAGCAGCCCCCGAGGCCCCCGACAAAGCAGCAGCAGCAGCAGCAGCAGCAGCAGCAGAAGUGACUGAGGGCCAGGAAACAGAGGAAGCAGCAGAGCAGCCAAGCCCAGAGGCUAAAGGAGAAGCAGCAGAAGCAGCAGAAGCAAAUCAAGAGACACAAGAGGCGCCAAAGGGAGAGGAAGCAGAAGAGGGAGCAGCAGCAGCAGCAGAAGAAGGGGCUGCAGCAGAAGCAGCAGCAGCAGAAGGGGCUGCAGCAGAAGCAGCAGCAGCAGAAGAGGGAGCUGCAGCAGAAGCAGCAGAGGGCGAGGCCGCCACUGAAGAGACAGCAGCAGCCAAACCCCCGCAGCCAACGGGAGGGGGGCCCCCUGGGGGGCCCCCUGGGGGCCCCCCGUUGGCUGCAGCGCAGCAGCAGACUCCAAGUCCCAAGAGCCUCCCAUCUGCUGCUGCUGCUGCACCUCAAAAAGAAGCAGCAGCAGAAGCCCCCGCGGGGGCCCCCAAGACAGAAGCUGCUGCAGCGGGGGCCCCCGGGGGCCCCCCAAGGGUUGCUGGUGAGGGCCAGAGCCCCAAAACUCCGCCUGGGGGGCCCCCCGAGGGGCCCCCUGAGGGGCCCCCGGGGGGGGCCCCUGAAGCUUCCUUAAAAGGGUCCCCCAAGGGGCCCACUGGGGGGCCCCCAGGGGGCCCCCACGGCAUGAGCCGGUGGACCCGGCAGUUCUUGUCGCACGGGAGAAGCACUUUGGGAGUUUUGUCUCAGUCGGAUUUAUUUAAAACUUUCAAAAAGAGAUCUCAAGAAAUAAGACCCAGCCGGACUUUGAUGCAGCAGCUAGCCAGCAGGUUUGGGGCCCUGCGGCAGCAAGUGGCAGAAGCCAGGGCCUUUCAGCAGCAGCAGCAGCAAAAGCUGCAGCAGCAGCAGCAGCAGCAGCAGCAGCAACGGGAGCCGGCAAAAGCCUCCCAAUAA